AGGGGCGUGUUCGCUUCGCGCUGCCCAGACAGCGCUGACAGCACGCAGACAGACAGAGAGCAGGAGGAGGAAAGCAGAAGAGAGAAGAGGGGAGGAGAAAGGAAGAAAGAGGAGAGGAGAGAGGGGAGGAGUGCUGGAAGGCAGUGGACGGAGAAACAUGUCAGCGCCUGAUGGCAAGAAGCUGGUUCGCAGUCCAAGCGGACUCCGGAUGAUUCCUGAGAAUGGAGCAUUCACCAGCCCAUUCUCCCUGGCAGAGCCGCAGUGGGUGCCCGACAAAGAGUGCUCCAGAUGUAUGCAGUGCGAGGCCAAGUUUGAUUUCAUCACACGGAAGCACCACUGUCGGCGUUGUGGCCGCUGCUUCUGCGAUAAGUGCUGCAGCCAGAAGGUGGCGCUGGAGAGGAUGUGUUUUGUGGACCCUGUAAGGCAGUGCAGCCAAUGCAGCCAAACCUCACACAGAGAAGCAGACUUCUACGACAGACAACUACGCGUACUGAUGGGGGGCGGGACCUUCCAGGUGACUGCCGACUCUUCUGACCAAUCAGAUGUGAUGACGUGCCGACUGUCCAACAACCACAGGUAUCUGUUUGUGGACGGGGAGAGACGGCAUCUUGAAGUGGAGCUGUCUCGCAUCAGCAGCAUCCAGAUCCUCACAGAGGCCUCCACACCCGGAGGGGGCUCGUCCCGUGUGUGUGGGAUGGUGCUCCACUAUCGUCCACCUGGUUGCCAAGACAACCUGCAGCUGCGACUGGAAGCCAACGGAGACGACCGCAAGACCCCAUCAGCCUGGCUACACGCCAUGCACAAGGCCAUCAAAUUCAUCUACGAAUCCAGAGACCAAUGACAAGAUUACACUGCCACGAACACACACACACACACACACACACACACACACACACACACACACACACUGCCACGCAUGACCACACUGCCCUGCACAGCCCCACACCAGAGUGAGAGAGACACACACCGACACACACCUGUGGACGAGAGACACACACACCUGUGGACAAGAGAGUGACGGAGGAUCUGAAGACCAAGGCAAACCUGCAGGGGACCUGGCGUGUGUGUGUGUGUGUGUGUGCGUGUGUGUGUGUGUGUGUGUGUGUGUGUGUGUGUGUGUGUGUGUGUUUGUAUUUGAGAGUGCAUGUCUUGCACUUGCACAGGCAGCUGUCUUGCUACUCUGCUCUGUGUGUGUGUGUGUAUGUGUGUAUGUGUGUGUGUGUGUGUGUGUGUGUGUGUGUGUGUGUGUGUGUGUGUGUGUGUGUAUCUGUUCAUGCAUGACCGUAUGUACCUGCAAGAGUGUUUGUGUUUGUGUGUGCGUGUGCGUGCGUGUGUGUGUGUGUGUGUGCACCUUGUGCAUGCCGUGUAGCCAUGCAUCCUUGAGUGGGCAUUGAAGUGUGAAUGUGGAAUCUUCUCUGGUGUGUGUGUGUGUGUGUGUUUUCUCUUGUCACGCUGCCACCUCCUUUUGUCCAGUUAGCACGUCUAACACACACACAUACACACACACACACACACAAACACACAAACACACUACAGCUUUAUGACACUACAUUAAUGUUUCCUUGUGUGUACAUUGUGUUGGUUACCCCCCCUCCCCUCCCCCCUCUUGUAAAUAUCCUUUAUUAUUCCUAUAUGGCUAUAUUGUUAUCUUUAUUAUUCCUGUAUGGCUAUAUUGUUAUCUUAAUGUAUCUGCUUUUGUAUACAGUCUCGUAUUACUACAUGUUUUUUCUACUCUACUCACCUCAGCAACUAGUGCACUCAAGCACAUACACACACACGCACACACACACACGCGCGCGCGCGCACACACACACGCACACACGCGCGCACACACACACACUUAUGCCAGUGACGCAUGCAUACGAAUUUGGCCAAGCGAACUUCGCCAUUCAUUCCUAUGAGGGAGGCGGUGGCAAGCGAACAGGAGCGAAACUAUUCGACCAGGUUUAAUAUUAUGCAAAUGAGGAGCGAAUUUCAGAAAUGACAUCUAUGGUGGCGGCCAAUCGAAUCAACAUCAUAACUGUUUCAUUCCAUUUGAUUCGCCGCGACAAACCUGAUGACGGUUGAGCUGUCAGAAUGGAACACUGAUCUUCGUCUCGCUGGUUUCGCCUCUUCGCUCGUUUGGCCUGCAUGUGUCCCUAGCGUUAGGCAGAGGGUGCGUUCCAAUAUGCGACCUUGCGUCCUCCACUUGUGCUCGUGGCCACGUACCAGGAAGUAAUGUGUCGUGGUGACAUCACUGACCACAGCAUUUUAUUUCAAUAUCUCGCAGAAGCUCAAUUGUAAAAUCAUUUCCUCAUGUGAGAAUUUGGUGGUGAAUGAAAAACAGUCCCUCGAAAGUUGUUUGUGGCUUGGCUGACAGCUGGGAAACUCUAUUGUUUUCUCCACGGAGGCGGGGCGAGGCCACAAACACCCUGUGGAGGACGCAAGGUUGCAUAUUGGAACGCACCCAAAGCCCUCUGUUGGAACUCCUGACUCUGCGCUGCUGCUGUUCUCAGGUGUGUGGGAGUGCCCCCCCUGCUGUUCAAAGCAGGUAGUACCAAAAAGGAGCUGGAGUCCAGUACAAGGUGUUGACCUCCCAUACACACAAUACUGUACUGUGGCAAAGCCCAUUGGUGUUGGGGUGUGUGUGUGUGUGUGUGUGUGUGUGUGUGUGUGUGUGUGUGUGUGUGUGUGUGUGUGUGUGUGUGAUAUAUCACCAAAAGCCCUUGUAUCUUUCUUGCCCUUGUUGUAUUUUGUAUUUGUGUGUGUGUGUGUGUGUAUUUGUGUGUGUGCGUUAUUCCCACUGAAGGACCUUACAAAGACACAGUUGCCACAUGUGUUAAACCCAUGCCUGUUAACCUGACGUGUGUGUGUGCGUGUGUGUGUGUGUCCAGCUAAACAUGCUGAUUUGAAGGGCUACGUGCACCCUCCUAAACUCACAACUCCCCCCCACCACCACCACCACCACUGUUUCUCAAACUCAGUCCUACAGCCCUGAAGAGUAUGCGUGUGUGUGUGUGUGCAUGCGUGCGCGUGCCUAUGAUGAUGCUGAUGUCUGUUUCUAUGACGACCGCGUGGUUGCCAUUACGUUGCCCAGUGUGAUUACCCAGGAGGCCUUGCUGUCACACACACACACACGUACACACA
This is a messenger RNA of Engraulis encrasicolus (European anchovy), 3126 nucleotides long. RefSeq names its product zinc finger, FYVE domain containing 21 (gene zfyve21). The record is from RefSeq and is a predicted model, not a curated record. The transcript is spliced from 7 exons. Lineage: Eukaryota; Metazoa; Chordata; Actinopteri; Clupeiformes; Engraulidae. Gene Ontology annotation, molecular function: metal ion binding. Bases 158 to 841 code for a protein of 227 amino acids.